Molecule: messenger RNA, 1649 nt
Organism: Alnus glutinosa
Lineage: Eukaryota; Viridiplantae; Streptophyta; Magnoliopsida; Fagales; Betulaceae
Exons: 2
Coding region: 827-1408 (193 amino acids)
Source: RefSeq, a predicted model, not a curated record
GAUGAGCUUGAUUCGCUAUUUCCAUCACUCUCGUCCCCCCACAACGCAAUUCCCAUCUCUCUCGUUCUUCUAGGAUGAUGUGCCAAAGACUGUAGGAAGGAGAUAAAAAUCAUAAAAUCACCCGGACCCAGUCGAAAUUUGGCUGCACGCAAAUUUCAGAAUAUCCAAUGGGCUUAGAUGUUGCUGUACGUUCAACCUAAUAUGAAGAAGAAGAAGAAGAAGAAGAGAACAAUAUGCUUCAUCCAGGUACAUAUCUAUAAAAGGCAUGCAAAACCCUUAACAAUCCCAACAAAUUUUGCCAUCCAUUCCACGCCGCCUAAUAAAGACACAGACUUGCAGUACGCAGGCAAAACAUGUCUCUCUUGUUGGGUCUGAGAAGGGUUUCCCGAUCCUUCAACACCCUAAUACGCUAUCGUUCCUUUGCCCAUCGUCCCUUCACCACUCAAUCUUGCAGCCGCCGAAUCCUGUUCUCUGUCGGGCGAGAGUGCCGGGAAUACUUUUACUCCGCAAAAAUCCAAAAGGAUGGCGCCCUAGGCCCUGCCACUAUGCUCCCCCCAAUCCCUUCCAAAGAACUUCUCGGAUUCGACUUGUCUUGGUCGAAAUCAUCUGAAGUCCUCGGCGGCAAUAUCUUCCUUCGCUCGGACGGUCAAAUACACAUCUAUAGUCCCGACACCGAAGGUCCUCGUUGUUCAAUCUGUCUGGCUAUCUGGAACAUUGUUGAAUAGGUUUUUUUGGGUUUUCACACGGGGUAGCGGAUCAUGGAGUCAGAUGCAACCUUUUCCAAAAUUUGACUUUCCCCUCGAUUUUCGAAAGGUUGUUUUUGCAAAUGGCGCAAUUCAUUGUAUUUGUGAUGGUGAUGCACAUUUCAGUAGCAGAAGUUGUCCGUCUGAGAAAAAUAUAUUGGCUUUUGAUAUGGGGGGGGGGGCAACUCAGAAAGAUUCGGCAUCCUGAUGAUUCGUUCACUGGAAAGCUAACUCAAUUUGGUGGACGUUUGGCUUUGAUAGAAGACUUCCCUUCGCCGAAGUCAUCUUUUUCAUUCGGGUCGCAGAAGGGGCCCGAUGAGGUGGAGUACGACAAGUUGCGGAUAUGGAUAUUGGAUGACUACAAGAAUCCCAAGUGGAUUAAGGAAACAAUUCAUUUACCUUUUGAUUGGAUGAGGUCUAACCAUCUUAUUGCCUUCGACUAUAACACCGGCGAGAUGAUGUUAAAAUCGCAGGGUGUAGCGGCGCACUCUCUGGAUAGUCUAUACUUUAUCUAUUAUAAUACAAAGACGGGAACUUUUAGGCGGGAGGAAGUCACCGGAUUCCCCAAUUUAUAUUGGAUCGAGGACGACGAGGAGGAUUGUUUUUAUUUUGGAGUUGAAGAAGUUAAUUUCGAUGACGAGAUGGAGAGGCAGAAAAGUUUCUAAAAAGCCAAGCAGCAAGUGCAGAUGACAAUUAUAGCUAGGGAUGAUGAGGCUAAUUCAUCCCUAUAAACAAUUAUGCUCAUCCUCUGAUGAUCAGUGCAACUGCUUCGUCUGUUGUAAACUUCGUCUGUUGUAAACUGUUGUUGUUGUUGUUUUUUUUUUUUUUUUUUUUCCCGCUUUUCAGGACAAAAUAUUCUCCUUUAAUAUUAUCAUAAUACCUUCAUAAUAAAUUUUAUAAUCGAGA